Cuscuta epithymum is the source of this 5164-nucleotide messenger RNA. NCBI's taxonomy places the organism in Eukaryota, Viridiplantae, Streptophyta, Magnoliopsida, Solanales, Convolvulaceae. The record is from the annotation of a GenBank genome assembly.
UUAAUGGGAAGGAUGCGCGAAUCCUUAUCGAUACCGAGGCGCAACGUUCAUUUGUGAAUGAAGCGUUCGCCAAGAGGUUGGAGGUGCAAUCCGCACCAUUGAUGCAAAACCUUAGUGGUAUCAACACCACUAGGAGAUGACGUGGAAAGAACUUGUUAUUAUCCAUCUUGUGGGGUGGAGGUUAAUGGUCAAACCUUGACGUGUGACUUCGUACCGCUGGGCAUGAUUGAAUUCGAUGCAAUCCUAGGGAUGGAUUGGCUAGAAAGGAACCAUGCUAGGGUAGAUUGCUACACGAAGGUUCUUGAACUCGAAGGCAAUGAUGGGGAGACCCUACGCUUCGAGGGCGAUCGAGGGAGAUCAAAUAGCUGUAUCAUAUCCGCCGUGAGAGCGAGAAAUAUGAUGAGAAAGGGAUGCCACGCAUAUCUAGCAUACGUGGUUGACAAAACCAAAGAGGAAACGAACAUCGAUGAUGUGAGAGUGGUUUGUAAGUAUCCGGAUGUCUUCCCUAAAGACCUACCGGGGCUUCCCCCUGACAGAGAGAUUGAAUUUGUGAUCGAGGUCGAGCCUGGUACCAAACCAAUCUCCAUACCGCCAUACCGUAUGGCACCCGCUGAACUUAACGAGUUGAAAACCCAAUUGCAAGAGCUUUUGGAUAAUGGUUUCAUUAGACCAAGCCACUCCCCGUGGGGAGCACCAGUCCUUUUUGUGAAAAAGAAAGAUGGGACACUUCGAAUGUGUAUUGACUAUCGUCAACUGAAUAAGGUCACAAUCAAGAAUAGGUAUCCUUUGCCUAGAAUUGAUGACUUGUUUGACCAACUACGAGGGGCAACCGUGUCUUCAAAGAUUGAUUUGAGGUCGGGUUACCAUCAAUUGAAGAUUAAGGAAGACGACAUACCAAAGAGUGCUUUCCGCACAAGGUAUGGGCAUUUUGAGUUCCUUGUUAUGUCGUUUGGGUUAACAAACGCCCCAGCGUCAUUCACGGACUUGAUGAACCGAGUAUUCCAUAAAUACUUGGAUCGAUUCGUGAUUGUGUUCAUAGACGACAUUUUGAUUUACUCAAAGAGUGAGGAAGAGCAUGAAGAGCACUUGAUACUCGUUCUUGAGACACUACGGGAGAAGCAACUUUAUGCCAAAUUUUCUAAAUGUGAAUUUUGGCUAAAGGAAAUUGGCUUUCUCGGGCAUGUGGUUUCGGGAUCGGGAAUUGCUGUUGAUAAUAAGAAGAUAGAGGCCAUUACCGAAUGGGAGAGACCAAAGAAUGUCAAGGAAAUUCGUAGUUUCCUUGGAUUGGCAGGCUAUUACAGAAAGUUCGUGGAAAAGUUCUCUGUUUUGGCGUCGCCGUUGACGAAGCUCACUCGAAAGGGAGCUAAGUUUAUAUGGGAUGACAAAUGUGAGAAAGGAUUCAUCGAACUGAAGAAGAGAUUGACCGAGGCACCGGUACUUGCAUUACCCAAACAGGGUGUGGGGUACGAUGUCUAUAGUGACGCGAGCAUCCAAGGGUUUGGGUGUGUGUUGAUGCAGGAAGGGAGGGUAAUUGCCUAUGCUUCACGACAGUUGAAGAAGCAUGAGGUAAAUUAUCCUACCCAUGAUCUGGAGCUGGGAGCAGUGGUGUUUGCACUGAAGAUAUGGAGACAUUAUCUCUACGGGGAGACAUGUCACAUAUACACUGAUCACAAGAGCUUGAAGUACGUGUUUACUCAGAAAGAGCUAAACAUGAGACAGAGACGGUGGAUGGAGCUGAUAAAAGACUACCAUCUAGUGAUAGAGUACCACCCAGGCAAGGCAAACGUGGUGGCAGAUGCUUUGAGCCGGAAGAGCUCGUCUGGGGCAUUGCUAGCUAAUUUGAGGGCAUUAAGAGCCCAACUGGAGGUAUCCAGCGAUGGUGCCUUAUUGGCACGAUUUGAGGUGAGACCUACUUUACUUGAUGAGAUCAAGAAGGGUCAGGAAACCGACGAAGAAAUUAUGAAGAUCCGGGAACACAUGCAAGCGGGACCGGUGGAGGACUUCAGAGAAAGAGAUGACGGUCUCUUAUUAUUUCGUGACCGAGUGUGUGUACCGGCAGAUGAGGAGCUCCGAAAGUCCAUCUUAGAGGAGGCUCAUUCAUCGGCUUAUGCCAUGCACCCGGGGGGGCACGAAAAUGUACCGUGACUUGAAAGAAAGUUACUGGUGGUCUGGAAUGAAGAGGGAAAUAGCCGAAUACAUCAGUCGGUGCCUUACUUGUCAACAAGUUAAGGCGGAACAUCAGCACCCAGCAGGCUUAUUGCAGCCACUUUCCAUUCCUGAAUGGAAGUGGGAGCACGUGACUAUGGAUUUCGUGGUAGGUUUACCACGGACAAUCAGGAACUAUGAUGCAGUUUGGGUCGUUGUGGUUAGGCUCACAAAGUGUGCACACUUCUUGCCUAUCAACACUACCUACCCACUUGAGAGGUUAGCCAAAUUGUAUACGGAUGAGAUCGUGAGGCUGCAUAGGGUCCCAGUGACCAUUGUAUCCGAUAGAGACCCACGAUUCACAUCACGUUUCUGGCCGAAAUUUCAGGAGUCUAUGGGAACGAGGUUGAAGUUCAGUACUGCUUUCCACCCACAGACGGAUGGACAGUCUGAAAGAGUCAUACAGAUCUUGGAAGACAUGCUGAGGGCCUGUGCAUUGGAGUUCCAAGGAAGUUGGGACAACCACUUAGCACUUGUGGAGUUUGCCUAUAACAACAGUUAUCAGGCAAACAUCGGCAUGCCUCCAUACGAGGCAUUGUAUGGGAGGAGGUGUCGUACACCGUUAUGCUGGGACGAGGUUGGCAUGGCCAAACUCGAGGGUACUGAGUUGGUUGAGGUCACCAAAUCAAAUGUGAAAUUGAUUCGAGAGAGACUCAAAGCGACUCAGGAUAGGCAAAAGAGUUAUGCAGAUAAGCGUCGAAAAACCUUAGAGUUUAAGGUUGAUGACGAGGUAUUCUUGAAAGUUUCUCCUUGGAAAGGAAUCAUUCGAUUUCAAACCCGAGGAAAGCUUAACCCACGAUAUAUAGGCCCAUUCAGAAUUAUAGAGAGGGUCGGGGCCGUAGCAUAUCGUCUACAGUUGACUCCUGAGUUGGAGAAGAUUCACAAUGUAUUUCACGUGUCCAUGCUUAAGAAGUAUGUGCAUGAUCCUUCUCAUGUGUUGGAGAAGCCACCUGUAGAGGUACGUGAGGAUUUGAACUACGCGGUUCAACCUAUCAAGGUCACCGAUAGAAAGGUGAAGAAACUGAGGAGCAAGGAAGUCCCAAUGGUUAAGGUACUUUGGAAGAGCGAUCGGGUCGAAGAAGAGACGUGGGAAACAGAGGCUUUGAUGAGGAAGCAGUAUGCUUUCCUAUUCGAGUAGAGCUGUGAAUUUCGGGGACGAAAUUCCUGUUAAGGGGGGGUGAACUUGUGACACCGCACCCGAACGUCCUUGAAAAUUUAAAUUUAAAAAUUUGAAUUUUAUGUAUUGAAUUUCUGAUUCCCAAACAAUUGUGAAACGAUUGUUGUUUUACGUAAUUAAUGAUUUAUUAUUAUACUGUUCGAACUCGUGUAUUAGUAUCGGGCCUUAUUAAUAAAUAAAAGAGCCUAGCAUUUUCUAAAUAGUGAUACAUAACGUUUCAAGACAAGUUGAGGAGGGGCGGGCGGCCCAGAUAUUAUUUUGGGCUCAACCCGCUAAAAUAGCAAGUAUUCGAGAAUGGCGUCGUAGGCCCACUCGGGGGUGACCCACACGGCUUGUAGCCCAAUAAUAUGAAUACAAAUGUCUAUGAUACCAUCUUUGACAUUAUUGAGCUAGAUAAUGGGAGUAAGAUUUUCCUUCUAUAAUGUCCAUCAAGUAAAUUAUUGAGAUGAGCCUACACAUAUUGGAGAUCAAUAAUGUGAUGUAGGAAGUUGACUUGUUCUAAAUAAAUUAGGAUGAGUACAAAAAGACAUCUUUGACAAAAGAUAAAUUAAUAGGACCCAUCUUCCCAUUUUUGGGAGUAUUGGUAGAUAUUUUGGACCCCAAAAUAAUUGGGAUCAAUUGGGAACUACUCCACAUGAUUUUAGUACCUGCAAGACAAGAAAAAUAAGUGAGGAGACUUACCUUGGCCGCACAAGCUGGAGGAGGGCUGCAUAAGACUUGAUUGGAAUCAAACUUGAGACCCACCUUGUCAAUUUCCGCACAAAUUAUGGGUGUGGUUUGUCUCCCUCCUCAAGGGGAGUUGUACUCGUCCAAAUGAGCUGUAUAAGGUGUCCUUGGAUAGCUUUUGAAGUCUAUUUUUAUAAUUGAGUGGUCUCUGUUCAAGAGGAGAGGGUAAUCAUCCAAAAAUCGAUCUGGAACGAGCAGUGGUCUGUGAACUCGAGCUGUGAGAGUGCUGAGACUGUUUGGUUGAUAUCUCGAGUUUUACCAAUCCAAUUAAGGCGUGUGAGAUACCAAAAGAAAGCUCUCAAGACGAGGAAUCCGUGAAGGUCUGGUUUGCAUCAAUCGGAGUAGAGGAAGGCUUCCAAAUCGUCCGAGCAGAACGCGACCUCGCAGGGACGGAUUUACUCUUCUAAGAAUCGAGUUAGCCGGAAAACACCCGUUCUAGGGGCUGUUUUCGUAUCAACGAUUAGGGGUUGAAAUAGCAACUUGAGGAGGCUGUUUAGCACCCAUUUCUAAGCAAGGAAUCAAUUCUCAAGCUUCCUUGGCCGAGGCUUUGGUCAUUGGAUCGAGAAGGAAAGUUUUAAAGCUCAUUUGAGGUUGAGGCUAGAGCUUGCUUCCUGUGCUCGUUGCUCGAGAGAUCAUCUAGGAGGGAAGACUUGGUUCGUGCUUCCUCCAUUCGGUUUUUAAACAUUAACAAACAUGCUCAUGAAUAUUUUACUAUAGAGCCUGCGUGCUCAUGUUAGCCACGUGUGGCAUUUGUUUUCAAACUAUGUUUUCCGCUACGUAUUCGAUUGCUUAUUAUGUUGUUUAUGGAUGGCUUGCGUGUGAGUGAUAUUCUAGACGCCUUGUAUAAUAUGAACGUGUUGGACUGCGGUUGACUAUUCAUAUUGUACGGCGGGUUGUCGACGUGUCCGGGGAGGUCCGGGGCGUGACAGUUUAGCUCCUCAUGUGGAGACUAAACAUGAAGAAAAUAUAAAGAAAGAACUUAUCUAGAUUGAGCUUAGAAGUAUAUAGGAAUUGGUACAUAAUUGUGAAGGAAAGGGGGUUUAUGUUAGUACCCAA